GUAUCCGAGAUCUUCGGUUUCUACGUUUCUUCUUCUUCGAUCUUUCGUAGCCUCUCUCUGUAUAAAUAACCAAGAUCCCUAAUUUUUCUUUCAAUUUCUCAACUACUUUUUCGUCUUCUGCAUAAUCUCAUCCUAAAAAAAUCAACGAGUUCGCAAUCAUAAUUUUUCAUUCAUCGGUCUGAAAAAUGGAAGGUGGAAAUCAUAACCCUAAUGAUUCUGACAAAGGAGUUUUCUCACAUUUAGCUCAUGGAUUAGCUCAAGGUGCUCAUGGUUAUCCACCGGGAGCAUAUCCUCCUCCUCCCGGAGCAUAUCCUCCACCACCCGGAGCGUACCCUCCACCUGGACAUGGCUACCCUCCACAUCAAGGUGGUUAUCCUCCAGCCGGUUAUCCUCCCGCUGGUUAUCCUCCAGCCGGUGGUUAUCCUCCUGCCGGUGGUUACGGUUAUCCACCUGCUGGUUAUCCUGGUUCACAUGGUCCACCACAUGCACCAGGGCCUUAUGGGCAUGCCGGGCAUAGUGGCGGUAUGGGUGCAAUGGGUGGAAUGGGAGGAUUGAUUGCUGGUGCAGCCGCUGCUUAUGGUGCUCACCGUGUUUCCCAUGGCCAUUAUGGACAUGGAGGAUAUGGUCACAUGGGCCAUGGAAAGUUCAAGCAUGGAAAAUUCGGCAAGCAUGGGAAAUUCAAGGGUGGAAAGUUUGGAAAGCAUGGCAUGUUCAGAAAGUGGAAGUAAUUCUAUCCAUCUAUGUAUAUACAAUCACGACCUUUGAAAGACACUGCUGCUGCUCAUUGCUUUUAUAAAUAAUCAUUCUGUAUAUUACUACCAUUUUCGUUUUAACCUGGAUAGGUUUAUCAUUUUAGAUGGAUUGUCUUUUUUUUCUUUUUGUAUCACAUCUAAAGUAAUAAUUGACCUCUUGGUCAUAGACAAUAUUGAGCUGGUGGAAUACAGUUUCUCCAUUUUGGAA
Molecule: messenger RNA, 960 nt
Organism: Vicia villosa (hairy vetch)
Lineage: Eukaryota; Viridiplantae; Streptophyta; Magnoliopsida; Fabales; Fabaceae
Product: glycine-rich protein A3-like
Exons: 3
Coding region: 186-728 (180 amino acids)
Source: RefSeq, a predicted model, not a curated record